AAACAGUCAUGUGCAUAGUUUAGCAAGGCCUGAUGCCUCUGGAGCUUUUUCCCUUUAUAGCACCAUUGAAUCCCAGUCCUAACAGAAGUACUGUGAAUCUUGUGGCCUCAUUCGGAACAAAAGGGAUUAGAGAAGAAAAAUCUCUUGAUAUAAAGCUUGGAAGCAAGGGCAGGCAAUCUUGGUUGUGAAUAUUUUCUGAUUUUUCCAGAAAUCAAGCAGAAGAUUGAGCUGCUGAUGUCAGUUAACUCUGAGAAGUCGUCCUCUUCAGAAAGGCCGGAGCCUCAACAGAAAGCUCCUUUAGUUCCUCCUCCACCACCACCGCCACCUCCACCACCACCGCUGCCAGACCCCACACCCCCAGAGCCAGAGGAGGAGAUCCUGGGAUCAGAUGAUGAGGAACAAGAGGACCCUGCAGAUUACUGCAAAGGUGGCUAUCAUCCGGUGAAAAUUGGAGACCUCUUCAAUGGUCGGUAUCAUGUUAUUAGAAAGCUAGGAUGGGGGCACUUCUCCACUGUCUGGCUGUGCUGGGAUAUGCAGGGGAAAAGAUUUGUUGCAAUGAAAGUUGUAAAGAGUGCCCAGCAUUAUACAGAGACAGCCUUGGAUGAAAUAAAAUUGCUCAAAUGUGUUCGAGAAAGUGAUCCUAGUGACCCAAACAAAGACAUGGUGGUCCAGCUCAUUGAUGACUUCAAGAUAUCAGGCAUGAAUGGGAUACAUGUCUGCAUGGUCUUUGAAGUGCUUGGUCACCACCUCCUCAAGUGGAUCAUCAAGUCCAACUAUCAAGGCCUCCCAGUGCGUUGUGUGAAGAGUAUCAUUCGACAGGUUCUUCAAGGGUUAGAUUAUCUACACAGUAAGUGCAAGAUUAUUCAUACUGACAUAAAGCCGGAAAACAUCUUGAUGUGUGUGGAUGAUGCAUAUGUAAGAAGAAUGGCAGCCGAAGCCACUGAGUGGCAGAAAGCAGGUGCUCCUCCUCCUUCAGGGUCUGCAGUGAGUACGGCUCCACAGCAAAAACCCAUAGGAAAAAUAUCUAAAAACAAGAAGAAAAAGCUGAAAAAGAAACAGAAGAGGCAGGCUGAGUUAUUAGAAAAACGCCUUCAGGAGAUAGAGGAAUUGGAGCGAGAAGCCGAAAGAAAAAUAAUAGAGGAAAACAUCACCUCCGCUGUACCUUCCAAUGAGCAAGAUGAUGAGUACUGCCCAGAGGUGAAACUAAAAGCGGCAGGAUUAGAGGAGGCAACCGAGGAAGAGACUGCUAAAGACGAUGGUGAAGCUGAGGACCAAGAAGAGAAAGAAGACACUGAGAAAGAAAACAUUGAGAAAGAUGAAGAUGAUGUUGAACAGGAGCUUGCGAAUAUAGACCCUACAUGGAUUGAGUCACCCAAAACCAAUGGCCACAUUGAGAAUGGUCCAUUCUUACUGGAACAGCAGCUGGAGGAUGAAGAGGAUGAUGAAGAUGACUGCCCAAAUCCUGAGGAGUAUAACCUUGAUGAGCCCAAUGCAGAAAGUGAUUACACAUAUAGCAGCUCCUACGAACAAUUCAAUGGUGAAUUGCCAAAUGGACAACAUAAGAUUCCAGAGUCGCAGUUUCCAGAGUUUUCCACUUCAUUGUUCUCUGGGCCCUUAGAACCUGUGGCCUGUGGCUCUGUGCUCUCUGAGGGAUCUCCACUUACUGAGCAAGAGGAAAGCAGUCCAUCGCAUGACAGAAGCAGGACAGUUUCAGCCUCUAGUACUGGGGAUUUGCCAAAAACAAAAACUCGGGCGGCUGACUUGUUGGUGAACCCCCUGGAUCCACGGAAUGCAGAUAAAAUUAGAGUAAAAAUUGCUGACCUGGGAAAUGCUUGUUGGGUGCAUAAACACUUCACAGAGGACAUCCAAACACGUCAGUAUAGAUCCAUAGAGGUUUUAAUAGGAGCUGGCUACAGUACACCUGCAGACAUUUGGAGUACAGCAUGCAUGGCAUUUGAGCUGGCAACAGGAGAUUAUUUGUUCGAACCACAUUCUGGGGAAGACUAUUCCAGAGAUGAAGACCACAUAGCCCACAUCAUAGAGCUGCUAGGCAGUAUCCCAAGGCACUUUGCUCUAUCUGGAAAAUAUUCUCGGGAAUUCUUCAAUCGCAGAGAUCACAUAGCAUUGAUCAUUGAACUGCUGGGGAAAGUCCCUCGAAAAUACGCUAUGUUGGGGAAAUAUUCCAAGGAGUUUUUCACCAGAAAAGGAGAACUGCGGCACAUCACCAAGCUGAAGCCCUGGAGCCUCUUUGAUGUACUUGUAGAAAAGUAUGGCUGGCCCCAUGAAGAUGCUGCACAGUUUACAGAUUUCCUGAUCCCGAUGUUAGAAAUGGUUCCUGAAAAACGAGCCUCAGCUGGCGAAUGCCUUCGACAUCCUUGGUUGAAUUCUUAGCAAAUUCUACAAAUAUAGCAUUCUGAGCUAGCAAAUGUUUUCCAGUACAUUGGACCCAAACGGUGACUCUCAUUCUUUAACAGGAUUACAAGUGAGCUGGCUUCAUCCUCAGACCUUUAUUUUGCUUUGAGGUACUGUUGUUUGACAUUUUGCUUUUUGUGCACUGUGAUCCUAGGGAAGGGUAGUCUUUGUCUUCAGCUAAGUAGUUUACUGACCAUUUUCUUCUGGAAACAAUAACAUGUCUCUAAGCAUUGUUUCUCGUGUUGUGUGACAUUCAAAUGUCAUUUUUUUGAACGAAAAAUACUUUCCCCUUUGUGUUUUGGCAGGUUUUGUAACUAUUUAUGAAGAAAUAUUUUAGCUGAGUACUAUAUAAUUUACAAUCUUAAGAAAUUAUCAAGUUGGAACCAAGAAAUAGCAAGGAAAUGUACAAUUUUAUCUUCUGGCAAAGGGACAUCAUUCCUGUAUUAUAGUGUAUGUAAAUGCACCCUUGUAAAUGUUACUUUCCAUUAAGUAUGGGAUGGGGACUCAAUUUUUCAGAAAAGCUACCAAGUCCUUAGUGCUUUGUAGCCCAAGUUGCAUGUAGCAGACUCACUGCUUCAAGGAGUUGUGCAAAUUUUUCAUUCCAUAACAGUCCAUUUACAUUAGAUUUUUAAAUAAAAUGGCUCUGGGUAACAAGAUGUCAUUCCCUAUAUGGCACUUUAAAAGAAGAAAAGACAUGCUUUUCAUUCUAAAAUAUACCUUAUAAUUGGGCAGUUCCAUUUGUAUUUUUGCAUAUUUUUUAAAGUACUUUAAAAGAAAAAAAGCGAUUUCUGUUUGAAAAUGUGAUAGCCUGGUACCACGUUGUGUUGCCUUCUCCAAACACUGUAAGUUAAAUACAUGAAAUUGGACAAGAGAAACAUGUUCAGUGUGGAAUGAAAAAAUAUAUAUWUUUUUUGGAAAAGCAUGAUCGUGUUUGUCUAAACACAAGGUAUGGUAUAUACAGUUUGCAGUGCGGUGGGAAGAAUACUUUUCACAGCUCAAAGGUAACAAUGAUCACGUUCAUUCCAUAGGCAGCUUUAUGUGUGGCUACAACAGCUUAUUAUACUAGCUUUUUCUUUGUCUUUCCAUGAAUGAGAAAAUGAUUUUCCCUUUGCAGGUUGCACACAGUUUUUGUUUAUGCAUUUCCUUAAAAUUAAUUGUAGAAUCCAGGACACAAAAUCCAUUAGUAGGCAAUACAAUUUUAGAAUGUUAAUAUAUAGAGGUAUAUUUAGCCUCUUUUAGAUGUCAGUGAAAUGAAUGUCUUUUAUUUUAAAUUUUACAUUCAUUAAGGUGCCUCUUUUUUCUUGACUUUGUCCAUUAACAUUUAUUCAUAUGCCUUUGCAAUAACUAGAUUGUGAAAAGCUAACAAGUGUUGUAACAAUAAUCCAUUGUUUGAGGUGCUUGCAGUUGUCUUAAAAAUUAAAGUGUUUGGUUUUUUUCCAGACAUUGCCUUGGUCAUUGCCCUAUAUUUGAAGUGACAGGAUCAACAAACAUUUGCUUUCAGUGUCUUCCAAACUAAAAAGAAUACCAACAUUCUUGCUGCAGCAUAUAUAGUUGUAGAACAUGCAUUAAAGCUUAUUAUAAGGAAAUCAUUUAUUUUUGAGGGCAGAAAGUAUUUAGGAAAGAUGAUAACAGUAUAGAUUCAUUACCUUCAACUUGUCAUCUUUUUUAUCCAUGUUUCAUCAAAAACAUACUAACUGCAUUUUAAACUUCUCAAAUUUUCCUUAACAGCAUUCACUCUGAGGGAAUGAGAGAGACAAUCCUCUUAGGAACUGGCAUUAUAUCUUAUGUUGCUGUGAGGUAGAAUGAACCAUUCAUUGACGAGAUCUUCAUGCUAAGUUUUUCUAGUGAGGCUAUAGGUUUCCGUGUAGAUUCUAUGACCAGUGAUGCUAUUAUGCACGAAUUGCACUGGAAACAUUUUUACAGGAGCCAGAGUACAUAUGUGUCCUCUGGGUAAGAAUUUUCUGGAAGGUUAGAGUAUACUUGAAUGAAAUUUGUCUAAUGCAGUUUUAGUUCAUGUUAGGAAGAAAACUAAUUUUAAGGUGGUAUCCUUAUGAUAAAAUAGCCUAAAUACUAACUUGUUUUCUAUGUAGAAACAGUUGUUCUAGAAGGAAUUACAUUUGUAUUAGGAACUAUAUGGUUUUAACAGAUUCUUGGUGGCUUGUUGAUAAAGAAUGCAUACAAGGCAAAGGAGAACCACUAGUUGUGCUAAAUAUUGUAGCCUGCUUAGUGAACUUCAUUGAAUAUCCUAUCUUUUUUCCUGUGGUCCAUGUGAAGUCUUCAUGGAAAGUUGCAAGCAGUGGAUCACAUAGGGGAUUAUAGCCAGUUCAGAACCUGGCUGUCUGCACAUUGGCCAACAGUACUGCUCAAGGGCCAAGAACAAAUGGAUAUUAAGAACUUCAAAGGGGCAUAUACUUUUAGGUGAAAACUGAUGUACUACUUGCUUCUUCCUGUACUUGGACCAUACAUAACUUAUUAAUGGGAUAAAGUAUGGGAACUUUCCAUGGGCAUAGAGAAACUGUUUAUUUCUGUAUAUUAUUUCCUAAAAUUUCAUAUUUUUUUCUCUUUUUUAAAAUGAAAGUUUGGUAGAGGACAAUGUUUAAAGAAUGUAUGUGUCCAUCAAAGAGUCAAAGAAUUUAUUUACUGUUUCACGGUUUUACACAGAAGCUUAUGUAUAUAUUAGUUUUGUAGUAGGCCAAAGUAGGAAUAAAAAUGCUUUAGGUGGGGGCCUUCUAAAGAGAUGAAUAUUGAUAUUUCACAUGCCAGUUAACUUUGCUGUGUUUGAAACUAUCGAGAGGGACAGAUGAUGUAAACUCAUUUCUUCUCAAAUGUUUUUUUAGUCAUUAACAUAAGCAGCGUUUUGUUUGAAGAUCAAUGAUGGCAAAGUUGACCUUUGUUCUUAAAGCUCAUUAGGAUUGAACUCUAGAUAAGCUGUAUUGAUGCACCAUCGUCAGCUAAUUUUCAAAAGGAAAUGGAAAUUAAAAUCUUAAAACAUACCAAAUCUCAUUCAUUUUUUUAAGUCUAUUUACUUUUUUUCUCCUAAUGCACAAAAUAUGUAUAGUAUAUAGUGCCCAAAUUAUGUCAAAGUAUUUGGAUGAUGAAAAAUGUUGAUAAAAACAGUGUCAUUGCUAUUGUAUACACUUAAUUAGUGUAUACCUAAGAAGUAGAAGGCAAAGGCUGGGAAUUUUUAUUUUCAAAAUUKAACUAGCAUUUUAUAUUUAGGCAACAAAAAAUUCACUUGAGAGGCCAUUUAUUUUUCUUAAAUAAUGCCAUUUCCCUUUAGUUUUGUAUACCCAAGCCAAAUUUAAAGACACCCGUUUCACUUAUCAAUAUUUCAGUCGUGUUCUAAAAUGUGCAAAUUAGAUAUUGCUGUUUUUUAGGCAUACUAAUUUUUUUUUAAAUAACUUGUAAAUUGCAGUCUGUAACUUUUUAUCGUGUGUAAAUCGGUAGUGGUCUGGAUUCAUUGUGGUGUCACAUACUUAAGUAGACUUACACAGCAUGACUAUUUAAUUUCCUGUGAUUCUUGCUCCUGCAUAAAUGGCAAGUAGAAACCAUGAUGGGAACAACCUCUUACUCCCUCUAGCUCUCCUCCUGAGGUAGUAGUCACUACAGAAAAUUUAAGUUUCUUUACAAAUUGUAUUUGAAAACUGUAACUCUCAUAAAAUCAGUCAAGCAGACCCCCAUCUUAGAAGUUGUACAGGACAAUCUGGUAAAACUGACAUAAUUGUGAUUUAUUAACAUGAAUUAAAAUGCCCAACCAGUGCUUCAAUGUGACAGUAUAUUUAAAAUAAAAAAGAAAUGAAAGGUCAUAUACUGUACUACUUUCACAAAGAUCACACAGUUUUGCAAAAGACUUGUCAUAUGUACAAUGCUAUAUAUCAAAUGAAAAAAGCUGUAAGCAAUUAUAUACGCAAAAGAAAUGCAGUAUUUACAGUUUGUCAGGAGACAUUAGAAAUCAUCUAUACAUUAAAUUACAUUCUGCUUGCAAAUAACUGAUAAAACAAAAUGAGCCAUGUCCACACCAAACUAUAAAAAUCUGUAUUGCAUUUUAUACCUAAGUUGCACUCAUAGAACUGCUGACCAAAAAAAAAAAAAAAAAAAAAA
Urocitellus parryii (Arctic ground squirrel) is the source of this 6513-nucleotide messenger RNA. It is a transcript of the gene Srpk2, whose product is annotated as SRSF protein kinase 2. Gene Ontology annotation, molecular function: ATP binding; protein serine/threonine kinase activity. NCBI's taxonomy places the organism in Eukaryota, Metazoa, Chordata, Mammalia, Rodentia, Sciuridae. The record is from RefSeq and is a predicted model, not a curated record. Gene Ontology annotation, cellular component: nucleus; cytoplasm. Gene Ontology annotation, biological process: regulation of mRNA processing; intracellular signal transduction; peptidyl-serine phosphorylation.